Messenger RNA from Dacryopinax primogenitus, 378 nucleotides. RefSeq lists its product as uncharacterized. The transcript has 2 exons. The coding region runs from base 1 to 378 and encodes 125 amino acids. NCBI's taxonomy places the organism in Eukaryota, Fungi, Basidiomycota, Dacrymycetes, Dacrymycetales, Dacrymycetaceae. The record is from RefSeq and is a predicted model, not a curated record.
AUGGCCUCAUCGUAUCCCAUCCUUCCAUAUUCUGCGCCAAUCUUCUCCGACUCCAACUCCUCCGUACAAUGCGUUUACGGCAGCGACGUGCCUGACAACGUCACUCCACCUCCGAGCGACUCCGGAAAUAGCGAAGACUUUGCGUCAGAGUGGCCAACAACGUCCGAACUCCAACAGACCUUGGUCACAAAAUGUCUUCCUGAUCCGCGCACCCGUAGCUUUCGCAUUCAGCCCUCUACCAUCAAGUCUGCACUCCAGUGCGCCAUUCCAAAAGAUCGCGUCAGUAUCCAGGUCGAUUGUACCUACUUGAUCGCCUACGAUAUCCGCACCCUAAGCCACGAUUACCGGUCCACUCAUCGCAGUCCGAUCGUUGCCUGA